Messenger RNA from Rotaria socialis, 1365 nucleotides. The record is from the annotation of a GenBank genome assembly. NCBI's taxonomy places the organism in Eukaryota, Metazoa, Rotifera, Eurotatoria, Philodinida, Philodinidae.
AUGACAAAUUUUAAUAGAAGCGAUUUUUCCUUCUUUAUCAAUAUUAAAUCAUCAAGUAAGUCUCUAUAUGAUGAUAUUACGAAUAGUAGUCAAGUUGCAUCAUUAGCGAAUGGUAAAAUUACAAAUAUUUCUGAACGAUUACAGCUUGUCGAACGUUUAACUAUUCAUAUAACGCUUAUUGUUUCUAUUAUUGGUUUAAUUGGUAACGGUUGUACAAUUAUUGUACUUAAUAGACAAUCUAUGCGCAAAUGGCGUUCAUCAAUAUUAUUAUCAUCAUUAGCUGUAGCCGACUUUCUUUAUUUAUUAAUUAUAUUCUUAUCCAUAAUUGACGAAUUAAUAAAUCAAAUUAUUGGUCUUAAUCGAUCGUUAACAUUAUGUCAAGUAACCGUGUAUAUAACACAUGUUUGUUCAUUUUUAUCAGCUAAUUUUACUUUAUCAUUUACAUUACAACGUUGUGUUGCUGUUACUUUUCCAUUACACGCUGAUACAAUAAUAUCAAAUCGUUCAUCAAUAAUAAAUAUAUUAGUCUUAUUAUUAUUUGGCUGCAGUUUUUAUUCGUUUAGUUUUUUUCUAACAAAUAUCUCACAUGGACAAUGCCGAGAAGAUGAAACUUAUCCAGCUUUAUUUCCAUUACUAAUUGUCGAUACAUGUUUAACAUUUGUUGUACCGUUUAUUUUUAUUCUUAUAUUUAAUGGUGCUAUUCUUUAUAAAUUACAGCAACGAAAAAAAUUCUCAAGUGUUUUUGACGGUUCAUUAAUAAGAACAAGCCAUCGACGAACUCCUUCGCCGACAACUAUACGUGGAGUCGACGGUCAUGUUGCACAAGAACAAUUACAUUCACAGAAAAUUAUUACAUUAGAAAAUGGUAAUAAUCCAUUAAAUAUACCAAUAUUAUCAGCUCGUAAAUUGUCAGCACAGUUUUCUGGCUCAUCAACAAAACUCAAUCGAUAUUCAUCACGCUUUUUGAAUCCGCGUUCAUCAGUAACAACAAUAUUGAAUGAAUACGUUUCUACGCCAUUAAAUUUCAAUAAUCGACAAGCAAUAUCACAACGCACAACUAAAAUGCUUGUUAUAUGUUCAACAACAUUUCUUUUAUUUAAUUCUCCGUAUUGUGCUGUUUUACUAUAUUCAAUUAUAUCAAAAGUUGUUCUAACACGUACUCUUAGAAUUUUAAGGCAUUUUUAUUUUAUGUCGUUCUGUUUAAACUUUUUUCUAUAUUCGUUAUGGGGAAAUCGUUUUCGCGAGGAAUUUAUUUUACUUGUGAAAGGAUGCUGUUCAGGAAAUAUUCAUUUACCGUGUUCGAACGCUGAUAAAAUGGAAAACAAAUCUAGAUUCUGUCGUGUCAAUACAACAACAGCUGUUUAA